Messenger RNA from Rhopilema esculentum, 3962 nucleotides. RefSeq lists its product as uncharacterized. Lineage: Eukaryota; Metazoa; Cnidaria; Scyphozoa; Rhizostomeae; Rhizostomatidae. The record is from RefSeq and is a predicted model, not a curated record. Gene Ontology annotation, molecular function: RNA binding.
UAGACAAUUCGCAGAACUUUUCCCAGUCAGUGUUUUAAUGGAAUUCCUCGAUCUUUUGGUUGAAGUAAUAUCAAAGGUUUAUCUGACUAACAUAAUUAUCUAAUCUCUAAAUUAAUGAUUUAAACUGAUAAAUUAUGAAUUGAAGUCUCAAAAUAACAUCCUUGUAGGCUUUGACUACCUGAUUCUUCCCCACUGUUAAAUUUACCUAAAGGUAGAUGUAUAAAUUUUUUUCUGUGAAGAUGUCUUUGAAUCGUUCAGGUACUGUGUCUAGCAUGGGUUCUAAGUUGACAAUGGGUGUAAGUCAGCCCCAUCGCUCUCAGUACAGCAUCUGCUCAGUUUUUCACUUACUAGCCAUUCCGGUCGUGGUCACAUGUCACUCUGAGAUACCAGUGCUCUUUCUUGGAAAACCCCAAUAUCUGUGCAACAUCUGUCUGAUCAUUUACCAGUUCACCUAUGCAGUCGUUGGAUGAUACUUUGCAGUUGUCACCAGAAAAUAUUGCCCGAGAAAUGUGGCUGCCAGUUUAGCGUGCUGCUUGACGUUCAUAGCAUUACAUGCCUGCAAAAUCCAUGUGAACAAGCAUAUUGUACAUCGUUGCAACAUCGCAAGGCAAGCAUAAUGAUCAUGCAUCCAGCUGACGUCGUAACUGCAAUAUUGACAUCCGUUGUGUGCAAUGCCAUACAUAGUCCCUGUUCACACAUGUUGCUAACAAGAAUCAUGGAAGAUGCGUUCUAAGCAAAUGAUGUUACCAGACCGAUUUGUUUAUAUGAUUCUGUUUCAGGAUAGUUUUCUAGAUUAAGGACUCAACAAAGGAGCUAAAACAGAUGUUUAACAAAACUUCAGAUAUCGUUUUUGCUGAUGCACACAAAAAGCGUACAGGAGAAGGUGUCGUUGAGUUCAGAACUCAUAAAGACAUGAUGAAAGCCUGCAAAACUCAUAAUGGAAUGGAAAUCAAUGGCAAGGCUAUCAAGCUAGAAAUUGAGGAACAUAGAAGACGCGGUUCCCGCUCACGUUCGCGCUCAAAUUCAAAAGACAGAUCUCGGGGAAGAAAAAGGUCGAGAUCAAGCGAGGGGAAAGCAACAAAAAAAAGGCGAACGAAAAAGAAGCAAGAAGCCUCUGAAGAAUCCAGUUCUUAUUCUUCCUCAUCCGAGAGUGAUUCAGAUUCAGAAUCAAGAUCGCCGUCUCCAAAGAAGAAGUCAAAGAAAAAGAAGAAGAAGAAGGAGACAAAAAAAACCAAAAAGCGCACGAAGAAGAAGGAUUCAGAUUCGAGUUACUCCAGCUCUUCUUCUGCUUCAGAGUCGGAUUCUGAUUCACCAGCUAGGAAGAAAUCAACUAAGAAAACAAAGAGCAAGAAAAAGAAUAGAUCUCAAAAGUCUAGGUCAAGCUCAGAUUCAGAUAAUGAAGGUUCAGUCCAAAGAGAUAAGUCAGCCUCGUCUGGACGGGAGGCAUCAGCCUCUCCUGUCAGAGAAGGAUCACAGUCUCCUUCCAAAGAGCGUGCUCCAUCAUCUGAACGAGAGGGUUCUGCGUCACCGGAUCGCAUAUCUAAAGGAUCAGACCGUGAAGCAACACCAGUCUCUGGGAAGGAGCAGUCUCCCGACAGAGACGGAUCCCCUUCACCUCAAGCGUCUCCACAAAAUAAUGAAAAGAUAGAGAAUGAAGAUAAAUCACCUUCAGAUGAAGCCAUGGAAGAGAACGAGGAAAAGGAAGGUUCAGGAGAAGAAAACACAGCAAACGUUGAGGAAGAAGAAGAUCUUCCCAAAGGCCGCAAAAGCAGGCGCACAGAGUCAAAGUCACCUGAAAGGGAUGCAAGAAAGAAGUCAAAAGAUAGAAAGGGAGAAUCAAGGGAGAGUGGGAGUUCAAGAAAGACAAGAGGAAAGAAUAUAGAUGGAGACGACUCGAGAAGUAAAGAAAAAGCUGAAAGCAAGCGUGAAAAUAAAGAAAGAAAAGGCGAAGAUGUAGUAAAGACUGAAGAUAGAAGUAAAGAAGAGAAAAAGAAGGAUAAAGACCACAGGAGAAGUGGAGGGCCUGUGAAGCUUAAAAGAGCAAAGGAUAGUCAUCGUAAGUCACCAGAGAGGAAGGAAGAAACUUCAAAUCAGGAAGAAAGUAAAGAUGAGGUGAAAAUUCCGGAUGAAGAAGUAGAUGAGAAAGUUGAAACAGAGAAAGGUGGCAAGGCAACGCAUAAGGAAAAGAAAAGUGCAGAAAAAUCAAAGGGAAAAGGGAAAGAUUCAGAUAGGUCAAGGAGAAGCAGUGAUAAGAGAAAGAAAACAGAAGAAGAUGCCGAGGAAAGUAAAGAAGAUGAUUCAAGAAAAGAAGAUGGACAGGUUGAGCAACAGGAAAAAGAAGAAUUGAACAAGGAAGAAGUUGAUAGGGGCGAGAAAAGUAGAAAGUCAAGGCAUGAUAGGCAUCAUCGAAGGAAGAGCUCAGAGCCAAGUGAAAAAUCUUCAGAGACGAAGCAGAAGCACCACAAGCAUGGUGAAAGGGGCGGGAAAAGUAAACGAAAGGCAGACAAGGAGCCAUCCAUGGAGAGAGAAGAAGAGGUUGCUCAAGAGGAACAACAAGAAAAAUUAGAGGAAUUAAAGCAAAGUGAAGAUAUAUUCGAAGAGUCGCCAGCAAAACCAGCUUCUCCUCAGCGCUCUGUUAAGUCUUCAUCUGCCUCUCCACACCACGAUUCUGAAGAUAAUUUUGAUCUUAGCAAAUCGCCGAUGGCAUCCUUCCAGUCAGAUCAGUCUCCUGUUAAAGAAGACGAAAACGAAGAAGGUGACACGAGGAAUGAUCUAAAGCUCAAAGGCCAAGGCAGACGGUAUCGCUCUAAAGAUGCUUCUGCAGAGUCACCAAGAAACCGCGCUGAUUCGCAGUCACCUGAUCGAGCAAUCGAUGCUGAUCAAGAUAGGGAGGAGCAACGACGAUCCAGGUCUGCAUCGCAGGACCAGCAGAGGAAGCAUUCGCUGUCGGAAGGAAGAGACAGAUCUCGAUCAAGGUCACAGGAAAAGGGGCGAAAGCAUUCAGCAGACGAUAGAGAGAAGGAAAGAGACAGAAGGAGGUCGGACAGGUCAAGAGACGAAAGGAGGAGAUCACGAUCUAGAGACAGAGCACCAGCGAGAGGAUUCAGAGACGGCAGGCGUCGCUCUGUCUCGCCAAGAGGAGGGCGUGGACCGUGGGGUGGCAACAGGUACCGCGGAUCCGGACGUAGGGACGAGCGGAGGGAUGCAUACGAAGGAAGAAGACGCAGUCCAGCGCGUAGACGGGAAGAAAGACCGAGGUCCAGGGAGAGAAGAGAGAAGGAAGACCGCAAACGGGACCCUAAGACUCGAGAUAGACAUCGGUCACGAUCAAGAUCUCCAAGAAAAGGCGAUAAAAGAGACAGAAGAUCCAAGUCAAGAUCACACUCUCCUCAUCGUGAUGGGGGAUCGAGUGCAAAGACUGCCAAGAAGUACAGUCAGAAACCAGAAACAAAAGUUAACGGGGGCACUAAAGGUGGUCAUGAGUCAGAUUAAAAAAGCAAUCCUACACGCGGAAAUUUUACUUUGCAGUGAUAGGGACUGUUUGGGAUAGUAUGAAGGGUAUUGUUGCCCUUAUAUUCCCUCCUUAAACACUCUGCCUCUACCGUCUCCACUGCAUAAACUCGACAAGUGAUGAGCUCCUCCACAAAGCCGUACCUCUUUGUCUGCUUGUGCAUUAACUGUGCAUAGAUCUACUCGUCCCUCAGCAUUAUGUCUGCUUUCAAAUUUUAUUGUCGCCUUCAAUGUUUUUGUGCUCUGUAUUAAGUAAAUGCUGAAUCGAGGUUUUUAGAAUUUAUUCAAGAAAUAUUGUUGGUUUGAUCAUUUCAGGGUGAAGUCUUAACAGUACUUCAACCUCUGUAGAAACUGCUAAUUUUCAAUAUCUGUUCGGGUAAUUUGCUUUGAAACUUAUUUUUUAAAACUACUCAUCUUUUGUUUAUAACGUAUUUAUAACUUUGAAAUUAUUA